AUGCAGUAUGAGGAGAUACAGAGAAAGUUCAAGGACAAAGGGUACGGCGAUGAGGUGCCACAGAUUGUGUUUUGGAAAGCGAACAACAGUAUGCCUGCAUUUGCGCCUUAUGCACUGCAUGGGAUGAUGAUGAUGAACCGCUUCAACGACAAUUUGGUCAAGUCCUUCUUGGACAAUGACAGGAAAAUUGGCCCGGAUCAUGUCAUGGAAGCAGCCAUCUCUGACCCCAGAUAUCAAAAUAUAGUGGUUGUGGACUGA
This is a messenger RNA of Prunus armeniaca (apricot), 258 nucleotides long. NCBI's taxonomy places the organism in Eukaryota, Viridiplantae, Streptophyta, Magnoliopsida, Rosales, Rosaceae. The record is from the annotation of a GenBank genome assembly.